Messenger RNA from Ochotona curzoniae (black-lipped pika), 1577 nucleotides. It is a transcript of the gene CYTH2, whose product is annotated as cytohesin 2. The record is from RefSeq and is a predicted model, not a curated record. Gene Ontology annotation, biological process: regulation of ARF protein signal transduction. The transcript is spliced from 12 exons. Gene Ontology annotation, molecular function: guanyl-nucleotide exchange factor activity. The coding region runs from base 168 to 1409 and encodes 413 amino acids. Lineage: Eukaryota; Metazoa; Chordata; Mammalia; Lagomorpha; Ochotonidae.
GGUUGGGCGACGAAGGCAGAGUGUUUUCAGCGCUGAGGGCUGGCGCUGAGGAGGCGGCGGUGGCUCCCGGGGCGUUUGAGCGGGCUCAGCCGAGCCCGCGGGCCAGCGCGGAACCGGGCCCGACCGGCGGGGCCGCCCCGGACUCCCCGCGGGCUUUCCUAGCCGCCAUGGAGGACGGCGUCUAUGAACCCCCAGACCUGACCCCCGAAGAGCGGAUGGAGCUCGAGAACAUUCGGCGGCGCAAGCAGGAACUCCUGGUGGAGAUCCAGCGCCUGCGGGAGGAGCUCAGCGAAGCCAUGAGCGAAGUGGAGGGGCUGGAGGCCAACGAGGGCAGUAAGACCUUGCAGCGGAACCGGAAGAUGGCGAUGGGCAGGAAGAAGUUCAACAUGGACCCCAAGAAGGGGAUCCAGUUCUUGGUGGAGAACGAACUGCUGCAGAAUACGCCGGAGGAGAUCGCCCGGUUCCUGUACAAGGGCGAGGGGCUGAACAAGACAGCCAUCGGGGACUACCUGGGGGAGCGGGAAGAGCUCAAUCUGGCGGUGCUCCAUGCGUUUGUGGACCUGCAUGAGUUCACCGACCUCAACCUGGUGCAGGCCCUCAGGCAGUUCCUGUGGAGCUUCCGCCUCCCUGGGGAGGCCCAGAAGAUUGACCGCAUGAUGGAGGCCUUUGCCCAGCGCUACUGCCUCUGCAACCCUGGCGUGUUCCAGUCCACAGACACCUGCUACGUGCUGUCGUUCGCCGUGAUCAUGCUCAACACCAGCCUGCACAACCCCAACGUGCGCGACAAGCCGGGCCUCGAGCGCUUCGUGGCCAUGAACCGCGGCAUCAACGAGGGCGGGGACCUGCCCGAGGAGCUGCUCAGGAACCUCUAUGACAGCAUCCGCAACGAGCCCUUCAAGAUCCCUGAGGACGACGGCAACGACCUCACCCACACCUUCUUCAACCCGGACCGCGAGGGCUGGCUCCUGAAGCUGGGUACGUCCGCUCCCGGGCCCCCUCCCGCCCCUUCCCUUUCAGGGGGCCGGGUGAAGACGUGGAAACGGCGCUGGUUCAUCCUGACGGACAACUGCCUCUACUACUUUGAGUACACCACGGACAAGGAGCCCCGAGGCAUCAUCCCCCUGGAGAACCUGAGCAUCCGCGAGGUGGACGACCCCCGGAAGCCGAACUGCUUUGAGCUCUACAUUCCUAACAACAAGGGGCAGCUUAUCAAAGCCUGCAAGACGGAGGCGGACGGCCGGGUGGUGGAGGGCAACCACAUGGUGUACCGGAUCUCGGCGCCCACCCAGGAGGAGAAGGACGAAUGGAUCAAGUCCAUCCAGGCGGCAGUGAGCGUGGACCCCUUCUACGAGAUGCUGGCCGCCCGGAAGAAGCGCAUCUCCGUCAAGAAGAAGCAGGAGCAGCCCUGACCCCGCCCCCGACACCGUUAUUUAUUUUGGAGCUGCCCCGCCGGGUGGCCGGCCCCCCGGGUCCUGGGGCUGCGGAUCCUGGUUCCCGUCUGGAAAGUUCACCUCUGGCUCCUCACUGGUCAUUUGUAAUUAACACACUGUUGCUAAUCUUAUUCGUUAUUUAACUGC